Habropoda laboriosa is the source of this 3687-nucleotide messenger RNA. RefSeq names its product toll-like receptor Tollo (gene Tollo). Gene Ontology annotation, molecular function: protein binding. NCBI's taxonomy places the organism in Eukaryota, Metazoa, Arthropoda, Insecta, Hymenoptera, Apidae. The transcript has 2 exons. The record is from RefSeq and is a predicted model, not a curated record. Gene Ontology annotation, biological process: signal transduction. Bases 1 to 3687 code for a protein of 1228 amino acids.
AUGCGGGGCAGUCCUGCGUUCUUCGCCAUAUUACUCGGCACGAUAUUCGGUGUCCUGGGCGCGUCCCUUAGCAAGGCGCUCAGGUACAAAGCGCCGGACGAGUGCAAGUGGGUCGCGACUGGGGACACUGAGGACGACGUCUCGUUGGUCUGUAGACUGAGGACCAUCAACAGCGAGCUGGAGAACACGAAUUUCAGCGUGAUACAGCCGCAGCAUACGGUCAGGCUGCAGCUGGAAUGCAGCGAUGCUCUAUUUUAUCAGAGCUCGUUGAGCGCUGGUAGCUUCAGACCGUUGGUCGAACUGAGAGAACUGGUGAUCGAGUACUGCAAGAUCGGUAACCUGUCCGACGACGCGUUCAAAGGAUUAAAGGAGUUGCGUAACCUGACCGUGAGGACGCACAACACCGACUGGUCGGCGAUGGCGUUGGAUGUCUCCGCUGGCGCGUUCACGGAUGAGCUGAGGCAACUGGAGAAGCUGGAUCUCGGCGAGAACAACAUGUGGAGCAUACCAGAAGGUGCUCUGUGUCCGCUGGUUAAUCUAGAGAUAUUGAACUUGACUAGGAACAGACUGAGAGAGGUGACGAUGUCGAACUUGAAAGAACUGGACUUGAGUAACAACAGCAUCGAAUCUCUACCCACGGCGGCGUUCUCCGGUUUGACCAGGCUGCACAGCAUCGAUCUACGGUGCAACGCCAUCAGCUUCAUGGCGGACCGCGCGUUCGAAGGACUCUCGUCGUUGGCCAUCUUGAGGCUCGGGGAUAAUCGACUCGCCAGCCUGCCGCCAGAAUUAUUCAGCGACGCGAGGAAUAUUCAAGAGAUUCAUCUUAGGAAUAACACGUUGAACGUGCUACCGCCUGGUUUAUUCAGUGAACUGACGCAGUUGGUAGUGUUAGAUCUGUCUCACAACGAAUUGACCGCCGAGUGGGUGAACGCGGCUACUUUCAGUGGUUUGGUACGUUUAGUGGUGCUCGAUUUGUCGAACAAUCGUAUAGCUCGACUCGAUCCUACGGUGUUCCGCGAUCUCUACAGCCUACAGAUACUUCGUCUACAGGAGAAUCUUAUCGAGAAUUUACCGGAGAACACGUUCUCCGCGCUCUACAAUCUUCACACUCUGUUGCUCAGCGAUAAUCUACUAACUGUCGUCGACGCGACGACGCUAAGCGGACUUUACGUGUUAAAUCUACUCUCGUUGGACAACAACAGGCUGCACACGAUCCACCCUAGCUCCCUGAGGAACGCCUCGUCCCUACAGGAGUUCCACCUGAACCGUAACCAGCUGAAAUCCGUCCCGGACGCGCUGAAAGCCACUCCCCUUCUGCGAACCCUCGACCUCGGCGAGAAUCUCAUUUCAGAGAUACCGACCGGCACGUUCGACCACGUGGCGCAGCUCUACGGUCUUCGAUUAACCGAAAAUCAUAUUGGGAAUCUCACCAAGGGCGUAUUCGAUCGUAUCAAGGAGCUGAAGAUAUUAAAUCUCGCGAUGAAUCGUAUACAGUACAUCGAGCCGGGUACCUUCGACGAGAACCUCAAUCUGCAGGCGAUCCGUUUGGACGGUAAUCAACUGACAGACAUCGCCGGCCUCUUCACCAAUCUACCGAACCUCGUCUGGUUGAACGUCAGCGAUAACAAGCUACGUUGGUUCGACUACGCUAUGAUACCGACCGGAUUACAGUGGUUAGACAUACACUCCAACGAGAUACGCGAGCUCGGCAAUUAUUUCGAGAUCGAGAGUCAACUGCAGUUGAGCACCUUCGACGCGAGCGAGAACAAGCUCACGGAGAUCACCGGAAACGCGAUACCAAUGAGCGUGGAGAGAUUGUAUUUGAACGACAACCUGAUCUCCAAGGUGCAGAGUUAUUCGUUCUUCAAGAAACCGAACUUGACCACCGUCGAGCUGAAAGGGAAUCAGAUACGAAAUUUGGAACCUUACGCGCUUCGAAUCAGCGCCGUACCACCCGAGAAAUCUCUACCUGAGUUCUACAUCGGUGACAAUCAGUAUCUCUGCGACUGUACCAUGGAAUGGUUGCAGAGAGUCAACAGACAGAAUCAGACUAGAGUUCAACCGAGAGUGAUGGACCUCGAGAGCAUUUACUGCAAGCUUCUCUACGACAGAGAACACGCGUUCGUCCCUCUGGUCGAAGCGUCGCACUCGCAAUUUCUCUGCAAGUACGAGACUCAUUGUUUCGCACUGUGUCACUGCUGCGACUUCGACGCCUGCGACUGCGAGAUGACCUGUCCACAAAACUGCACGUGUUACCACGAUCAAUCGUGGUCUGCGAACGUAGUAGACUGUUCCAACGGCGGGCACGUGAACAAACUACCCGAACAGAUACCAAUGGACGCGACCAGGCUCUAUCUAGACGGAAACGAUCUACGUGUCGUGUCCAGCCACGCUUUCAUCGGUCGUAAGAAGCUCAAAGUGCUCUUCCUCAACUCCUCCAACAUCGAAAUCGUUCAGAACAGAUCGUUCAACGGGCUGAGAGAUCUGGAGGAUCUACAUCUGCAAGACAACAGAGUUCGAGAGUUAAAGGGACACGAGUUCGAAGGAUUGGACGCUCUCAAGUUGCUCUAUCUUCACAGAAAUCGUAUAGUGUCUAUUGGAAACGACACCUUCUCCUCUCUUCGAUCGCUGCGAAUUCUGAAACUGGAAAGCAACAAACUAACGACACUAGCGGUGUGGACUUUACCGGGCUCGAUCGAGAUCAGUUUGUCCGGGAAUCCGUGGUCCUGUGAGUGCGACUAUCUACAGAGUUACCGCGAGUGGAUCCGUGAGCCGAACGUUCGUGUGACAGACGCGUCCGCGUUGCGUUGCGUGUACAACGUGACGGAGUUCGAGGCGUUCGGUGACGAGGUGUUCGCGGACAACGAGUUCGGCUUCUCUGUGGCGAGUAACGACCGCGAGAAGAGCAACGACAGCGUGUGCAUCGGUGCGGCAAGCAUCGACAACGACGUGCACCGCAACUACACCAAGACGAUCAUCGAGAAACAGGUGCUCCAGGACUAUCUUCCUCUGUUGGUCGCGACGUUGGUCGGCUCGCUACUGGUAGUGCUCCUCUGUAUGCUCGCGUUCGUGUUCAGGCAAGAGCUCAGAGUGUGGUUCCACUCGAGAUUCGGCGUGAGAAUAUUCUACAGAAAUCACGAGGUGGACAGAGACGAUCGGGACAAAUUGUUCGACGCUUUCGUCAGUUACAGCUCGAAAGACGAAGCGUUCGUCGCCGAAGAGCUGGCACCUGUUCUAGAAAUGGGCAAUCCUCCCUAUAAAUUGUGCCUACACUACCGUGACUUUCCUGUCGGAAGCUUCAUAGCCGACACGAUAGUCCAAGCGGUGGAAUCAUCGAGGCGAACGAUCAUGGUACUGUCGGAGAAUUUCAUCAAGUCCGAGUGGUGUCGUUUCGACUUCAAAUCAGCCCACCAUCAAGUGCUGAGAGACAGAAGACGAAGAUUGAUCUUGGUGCUGGUCGGUGACGUUCACCAGAGGGAUCUCGAUCCGGACAUCAGGCUCUAUCUGAAGACCAACACGUAUUUGCAAUGGGGCGACAAACUGUUCUGGGAGAAAUUGAGAUUCGCUUUGCCGGACGUGCCCAACAAUCAGAGGACCACGCAGAGAACGAGGCAGCCGCCUCCUGUCCGACGGCAGCACAACAACAGGACAUCGAACGGAUCGCGUACUGUCUCCGUGCACAUAUGA